AUCUUUUUCCUUCCUUCUUCUUCAAACAAAAUGCCCAGACUUUCGACGAGUUCUCCGGGAACCUCUCGGCCUCCUACGUCUACGAGUCGUCCAAGAACUUCGCGACCAAGGACUGCUACCUCCACAGCUGGGGGAGGAGUUCAACAGGUUGUUUGUGCAGUUACGGAGUCUCGUGGAAUAUCGGCUAUUAUCGGCUUGUGCUUUGUGAAUACUACCACUGGUGAAUUGGCUGCUACCGUGACAAUGAUUAUGAUAACAAAGGCUGGGAAAGCCCUCUGUGUUCUUGCUAACUAUUCGUAGGCGAAUGCGUAUUGAGUGAGAUCUGUGAUACUCAAACGUAUGUGAGGACCAUGCAGAAAUUGACUGUAUUUGACCCGACGGAGGUAAGUUGGAAGAUGACACUUUACCCAAAUAUCCGCUGUGACACUAAGAGUUUUAUUGUAUUGUUGUUAUUCUCCACUACUUUUUAUUUAUUUUUCCCUACUCUUUCGCUGUCUAGCUGCUAACACGCGGAAUAUCGUUUCCUAUGAUUAUGAUUGUGUUAAGAUCCUCGUUUCUCCCGCCGCUGUUGCACCUCCAAAAUCGACACUAUUGUCAAUUAUUGAGGACUAUGUUCCCGGUGCAACGAUCACGGAAGUCCCUAGGAGAUAUUUCAACGAACGGAGCGGUCAUGAUUAUAUCCAACAAUUGGCUUUCCCAGAUGAAGUUGCCAGCAUCAAGGUUGCCAUUUCUGGGAAGUUCUAUGCUAUAUCUGCUGCGGCGGCGGCACUAAAACAUAUAGAGGUUUCUUACAUAAGAUUUGCCCUGCAUUCUCUGAGAGUGAAGUACCAAGGAAGCGAAGGUUUGUUUUGUUGUACGGACACUUGCUUUGUUUAUUAGCCUUUAGUUUCCGAGACACGCUCUGUCGGACUGACGAUUAUUGACAGGCUCGAUGUUGAUUGAUUUCAGUACGGUCCAUAGUCUUGAGCUCAUACAAAAUCUUCAAAACCCAAAGUCUACUGAUUGUCUUUUCGGGUUAUUGAAUAAUACACUCUCAGCUAUGGGGGCACGACUGCUUCGGGCCAGCAUUCUGCAGCCUCUGACCGACCUCUCCACACUAAAUGCAAGGCUUGAUGCGGUGGAGGAGUUUACUCAACACGAAGAGAUGUUUUCCCAAGCAAGGCAGGCAUUAAAACCAAUUCUUGAUAUGGACAGACUUCUCACUGCGGUAUUACCUGGACUGUAUUUUUUUAUUUUUAUUCCCCCCCCCCUUUUUUUUUGCUUUUGGGGUUCUGUAUUGUAUUUAUGUGAGCUAACAAUCACAGCUUAUUACCAUGCCGGUCAAACCUAGUUUAAAACACUCUGAGCAGGCGAUCAACAAUAUCAUCAUACUGAAGCAAUCGUUAUCGUCCAUUGGUCCGGUCUAUGACAGCCUCAGUUCUGCCAGAAGUUGGCUGCUGGUUUCCAUUCGUAAUGUAUAUCAUAUCUUCCUGACACUACAUGUCGGCUGUGUUUGACACAUGCUUCUCCAGCUUUGUGAGUCAGACCAAAUUGAACCGGUCCGGGAUUUGAUAAACAGUAUCAUAAAUGGGGAUGUGGCCUUUUCAAAGAGUCCAUUGGACCUUCGUAACCAGAGAUGCUAUGCGGUAAAGGUAUGUCAUGUUGGAUUCAUUGGAUUGCCGCACGUUACCGGCGGCUGCUAACAUUGUUUGGCGGUCUGAAAAAGAGUGGCGUGAACGGAUUACUCGAUGUUGCUAGGCAGGUCUACAAAGAGGUCACUGAGGACGUGCACCAAUUGGCUGAAGAUAUGUCUAAAGAGUAUGAUCUGCCUCUAGAACUGAAAUAUGAGGCCGGGAGAGGCUACUAUUUACGCCUCCCCGCUUCCGAGAUUGAGGAUAAACCACUUCCGCCAGUCUUUGUGAACGUGGUAAAGAGGAAAAAGAUUGUGGAGUUUAGUGCACUGGAAAUACUGAAGUGCAACGCAAGGGUAAAUACCAUCCCUACCAAAAAAAAAAAAGAAUGACCGCAGAUCUCACGAACAGUGGGAGGAAUUGGAUUGGAAACGCCAGGCGUUGUGUGUGUGUGUUUCAUGUUCGGUUAUUUAGAUCUAACUCCGACGAUAGAUCGGUGAUUCUUUGGCAGAAGUAGUGCUUAUGAGUAGGUUCACUUUCCUUUGAAAUCGCUCAGUCAGAGACUCUAAAUUCUGUCUCUAGGCGACAACUCUAUCCAGCAAUUGGUCGAGGACAUCAGAAAGGAGAUACCGGUACUCUACAGGGUGGCGGAGGGAAUCGCUGUCCUCGACAUGGUAUGUGUUGGUUGUAGGAGGGCGAUGGUGACCCCACCGCACUAGAUCUGACGAUCAUCUGCACAGCUUCUGUCCUUUGCCCAGCUUUGCACCAUUCAAGACUACGGUAAUGUUGCCUAAUGCUGUUCGGCAGUUCAGCUCUCCCUGGAAAACAACGCGUGGGGGGCGUCUAAUGGUGUUACAGUUCGCCCAGAGUUUGCGGAUACGCUAGCUCUGAAGGCUGGACGUCACCCCAUUCGUGAAAAGAUACACAGGGAUCGAUUUGUCCCCAACGACGUGUAUGCAAGUCAACAAUCUAGGUAAAAAUCUUGGAAAGAAAUGACUCCAUAAUAAACUGACGGGAAGCCGAUGGCAGGUUCCAGAUAAUCACCGGUUAGUUCUGUUGGCCCGCCCGUAUUGUUACACAGAGAAAUCAACGGUUGGGGCAUCUAAUGUAUCUAACGUUUGGUUUGCUAGGAUGCAAUAUGGCGGGGAAGGUAUGCUCUAGCCUAAAUCAAUGACGCGGAAGGUUUUGGCGGCGCUGACUGCCAGCGGUCCGGCCUGCGUCAGUCGACCUAUCUUCGAUCAAUUGCUCUCACCGCGGUUAUUGCGCAAAUAGGGUCAUUGUAAGUUUCUGGUUUCUGUCCUCAAAGUAGCUCGUUUGAGGCUUCGGGUGUAGGAGUAGUCGGUGUGAGGUGAUUGGUGACUCCAGCUCAUUCCGUGGUACCAAGUGUCCCGGCGCAGUAUGCUUCGUUCCCCAUAACUCGGCGGCUCUUUGCCCGUGUCUCAAUUGACGAUGGAAUUGAGGCUAAUGCCUCUACUUUUGCCUCUGAAAUGCGGGAGACCGCCUUUAUACUUGGUAAUGUUAAGAGAGGAAGCUUGGUAAUUAUGGAUGAACUUGGACGUGGAACCAGCACACGAGACGGUUUGGCACUUGCAGUUGCAAUUUGCGAAGCAUUAAUUGAAAGCAGGGCCCUGGUGUGGUUCGCCACACAUUUUAAGGAUCUAGCAAGGAUACUUGCGCGAAGGGCAGGUGUGGUUAACUUGAAUUUGAGGGUUCAGGUAAGAUAGUAGAUAAAGAAACCCUCGUGCAUGCAGAGUUAGCGACUGCUAGGGAUCACUCACUUUGUCAAAAUUAGAUGGAGGACGAGAAUAUCAUAACGAUGCUCUACAAGGUUGCUGACGGGGCAGUUGAGGAUAAAAAUUAUGGUGCACACAUAAUCCCCCCGAUCCUAUCUCUUCCGCUCUUUUGCCUAGUAUCGGGGCAUUUCGUGGAUUACGCUCAUAUGGGAGGUGUCUAGGCUUAACCUUGGCAAGACUGGUUGGGUUACCGCAAACCCUGCUAGAUCGGGCCACGGCCGUGUCGGAAAUGCUCGCUGGAAGACUCGAGAGGAAUAGGCGUAAAGCAGGAGUCAUUGAUCUCUCUAGAAGAAGAAAUCUCGUGCUUACCCUCAAGGAAACACUAAUCCGUGCCCGGGACGGAAACAUGGGAGAAGAUGCUCUACGGCCCUGGUUGAGUAGGCUGCAGGAUGAAUUUGUCAACAGGAUGGCGGCUUGGGAUGCUGAGGAUAUGCGUGCAUCUGUGGCUACCACCGAAGACGCCGAAGGUUCGGAUCAAGUUUUUGCGGGGAGCAAUCAAAUGGAGGACAUCAUAGAAAUUGAUAGUGAUGAGAGUGACGAUGAUGGUGGCCAAGCUAAUGACUGUUACUAGCUAUUGUUUUUUUCUGCUUGUGAUGCGAUAUUACGUUGACAGGUAAUUACACUUAGGGUUGCUUGUGAAGGGAUACUUUAUUAAAGCCACAAGACCACCUGCUAUAUUUAGGGAACUGUCAUGGAAGACGAGGGGAAAUUGUCAGGUUUUAGUCACAUGAUAUCACUCGAUCAUGGUUAUUUUCG
Tuber aestivum (summer truffle) is the source of this 4159-nucleotide messenger RNA. The record is from the annotation of a GenBank genome assembly. Lineage: Eukaryota; Fungi; Ascomycota; Pezizomycetes; Pezizales; Tuberaceae.